Radiomyces spectabilis is the source of this 458-nucleotide messenger RNA. RefSeq lists its product as uncharacterized. The transcript has a single exon. The record is from RefSeq and is a predicted model, not a curated record. Lineage: Eukaryota; Fungi; Mucoromycota; Mucoromycetes; Mucorales; Radiomycetaceae. The coding region runs from base 78 to 419 and encodes 113 amino acids.
GGAUGGCGAUCAGGGCACAGUUUUAGUGUCGCUUUUUAUUUAUUCUUUGCUUUGCGCGAUGCGAAAUUUCAACGCACAUGUUCUUCACCGAGUCGUGUCACAGGAUCGUACAAUUUACCGGAUUUGGCCACGCUCCGUCCUUUUUUUUUUUUCUAUACGAAAAUUUUCGUGGCAUGGAAAUUUUUCACAGUGGCACAAAAAAAACCAGUUGCAUUUACCGGGACAAACAUAAAGAAUGCAUGAUUGCAAUACGACCAUAUAUACAGAUAAAAAGAUAUCGAAACCAUACCAAUCGUUGGCAACGGAAUAAAAAACAAAAAAAAGAGUGGUGGGAUGGACAAGGCAAAAAAGAAAAAAAAACAAUAAAUGAUUGGCUGUUUACAAACGAGCAGGAAUGCAAAAAAAAGAGAAUAAAGUAGCGUGUUGAAAGUUCCAAUGAUGGGAUAGAUUGAAUAAAA